Messenger RNA from Podarcis raffonei (Aeolian wall lizard), 1530 nucleotides. RefSeq lists its product as uncharacterized. The transcript has 2 exons. The coding region runs from base 280 to 1443 and encodes 387 amino acids. The record is from RefSeq and is a predicted model, not a curated record. NCBI's taxonomy places the organism in Eukaryota, Metazoa, Chordata, Lepidosauria, Squamata, Lacertidae.
CGUGCUCUGGUCCAUGGAGUCAUGAAGAGUCGGACACGACUAAACGACUAAACAAUAGCUGUCAACUUUUCUCUUUUCUUGCGAGGAAUCCUAUUCUGAAUAACGGAAUUUCCUUUUAAAAAAGGGAAACGUUGACAGCUACGGAUAGGAAGGCGACCUCGGAGGAGCCCGCCCGCGGGGUUUUUCUGACACUCCUCCUUCUGACUAGGAGGAAGCAAGAGCGGGACAAGACUGAUAGCUAGCAGUAGAGCGGGUUGAGCUCCUGCUUGGGAAAAUCAGAUGCAGGAAGACGCCCCUUCGAACGUGCUCGCGGCAAUCACGGGCUCUGUCCCCGCCGACGAGUCCGCUGGUGUCGAAAGCGGGGUUCCUUCUCUACGGACGCGACACGCCACGCGACCGAGAAUGCGGGCGGGCGGCCCACAGACAGAGGACAGAAAUCGGCGCAGAGCUUCUCUGCCCGAGGGAAGAGGAAGUAGCAGCCCGGUAAGGAGAGAGGAGUCGGUCAGGGCCGUUGGAAGAUCUCUGAGCGCAGGCGGUGGAAUGCGGUGGACGUGGCGGCACCAGAUCCUCCCCGUCUAUAGCCCUUCGCGCCGUUCCGUGAGCGCCCCAGAGACUUUGGAGGGGCAGGGCGCAAUGGGGGAGAGAGGCGCGUUGCAGAGAAAAAAACACACCUUCUCGGAGGAUGCCCUGGGCCUUGAAGGAUACCUCUCUGGCACUUAUGACUCUGAAAGGCCAAGAGCCCAGCUGAGGCAAAUACACAUCCCCUUGUUCGGUGCUCUGAGCUUUGAAGGAUACAACCCUUACGUCACCAAUGAUCCCUACAAACCUGCUGACAUCUAUGGUGACUUUAACUCUGGGAGAGAAAACCGCUUCCUUUCAGGCAUCCAGGUGGGGAACUGCAAUACCCUCUGCUUGAAGAAGUCUCUGGCCCCUGCGGUUCAUCCUGGGAACUCUUCUGAAGAGGAUUCUGGGCUCCCAAUCAAAUCAUUUCUGCUGUCAGGUCACCAUUUGACCUAUAAUAGAGCCAUCUAUGGUCUCCUGGCGUGCACCCUGGAGAGUUUAGAUGAGUCCGAGCUAAAAAAGUUCAAGGGCGAACUCUGCCAUUUCUACCUUCCGAUGGGCGAUCUCCAGGCCACCCAGGACUGGCUGCAGGAACGUGGUGCUUGGACUCUCUGCCAUCUGCUGCUCAGACACUAUGAUGUGGAUGGUGCCGUGGAGGUGGCAGCCAAGGUGCUGAAGGCCAUCGACUGCCAGCCGCAUGCGGACAAGCUUCUCCGUGGAAGGGCAAGCAUUCCUGAGUUCUCAGUGCAAGUAUCAGAAUCCCCUCUAUUUGCAGAGAAAGGGCAGUGCCGAAAGACAAGUCCUGCAAAUUCCAGGAAAAGUGUAUUUUGCUACCAGUGUCUUAGAGAGGUAAAGGGCUGGACUCAUCCUGGUUUGUAUUAGCCCCUAUUAACACCUAACUUGUGAAUUUGAAUUUCAAGCUUAGGUAAGUUUGUGGUUUUGCUAUUCAACACGAAUUACAGUGGUACC